GACAUUUAGAUAAAAACUUUCCUUUUCAAAAGAAACAACCAAAGCAAAAGGCGAAAACUUCUUCAUGUGAAUUCAUUAUUACACGUUUUUUAUUCGUAAAUCAAGCCGCUUUAUCAGCUUUUUUUAAUUCCAACCAGACGAUCAUCGACGAAGCGCCUUCAAAAGCUGUGGGAAAAAAAAUAACAAAUCCCUCUAAAAGCAAAUCCAAUAACGUUGAGAAUGAAAUUGUUAACAUACAUGCCAGCGAUGUCGCAAAUAACGAAUCGGAAAAUACUUCAUUAAUUUAUUUGGAAGAGUAA
Messenger RNA from Clunio marinus, 299 nucleotides. The record is from the annotation of a GenBank genome assembly. Lineage: Eukaryota; Metazoa; Arthropoda; Insecta; Diptera; Chironomidae.